GUCAGCUUACUUACUAUAGACUCGCGCCAUGGCGCGGCAAAUGGGAGGCAUAACUUGUUACAUCGUCGGGCUGUCAAUACUCGAAUAGUACUUCUCGCCGUACGCAGAUGGAGAACCGCAUUUUCACGACCAGUGAAUGGCACAGUCUUAUCGAAAGAUUAAGGGAAACGCCGUGGUUGCAUACAAUACGUGGCACAGUUGCCAGCCCCUGGUUGUAGCACUCUUAUAAUCCCAUUGUCCAUUUCCACACAAGCCAUGCAAGUCAUGCCUGACUUUGGAGUUCGCACCUACCUUGGUCACCCAGUAACAGCAACGACAAUAACGCGCCUGCCUCUCUGGAGCCUUAGCGAGGUCUCGUAAACUCUCACUCCUGCACUCCUCUCGCGCUCUCUUUCACUCACCACAUUUCAUUUCCACACUUGCGUUACCAAAGCAUGACCAUGUCUCCUACACCGAGGGACGAGGCCGUACCGGAUACUUCAAGUGUCGAGAAGGCGUCGACAAACACUUCCGCCCCCAAUGAAGCUGAGCCGGUGGCAGCGACUGAUGAGUCGAAGUACAUCACAGGUCUGAAGCUCUACCUGAUCAAUGCUGGUCUCACAAUUUCGAUCUUCCUCGUGACUCUCGAAUCGACUGUCAUCAGCACGGCCAUCGUGGACAUCACUGACGAACUGGGUGGCUAUGAAAAGAGCUCAUGGCUUUUCACGGCAUACAUGUUGACCUACUGCAGUCUUCAGAUGAUCUGGGCAAAACUGUCGGACAUCGCAGGACGGAAAUACACCCUCAUCGCUUCGCUACUCAUCUUCACUAUCUUCUCGGCGCUUUGUGGAGCUAGUCAGACACUCAUCCAGCUCAUCAUGUUCCGAUGGUGUCAGGGUAUCGGCGGCUGUGGUGUAUACGCGCUCACUCAACUCAUGUUCAUGGAAAUUGCUCCGCCGGGAAAGUUGCCAAAGUACAUGGCGGGUGUUAGUAUGGUACUUGCGCUCAGCCUAAUUACAGGGCCGCUUCUUGGAGGCGGUAUCACCCUACACGGUAGCUGGCGGUGGAUCUUCCUUCUCAACGUUCCUGUGGGAGUUCUCACUGCUGUAUCACUUUGCUUCACGCUUCCUAGAACCCUCUUCAACGAGCCAGCUGCGCAACAAACACACCCCAUCUUCUCGAAGCACUCCCUCCGUCGACUUGACUUCCUAGGAGCGACGUUGAUGCUAGGUACUCUCGUACUACUCGCUACAGGCCUUCAACAAGCAUCGCUAGACUAUGAGUGGUCUUCCAACAAAGUCCUUCCCCUUCUCGUCGUCUCCGCGCCUUUUGCGAUUGCGUUCUUCACAUGGCAAUGGUACGCAACGCAGCGUCGCACUAACCCCGAGCCCGUCUUUCCCUGGCGCUUCUGUCAGAGCCGCAUUCAGCUUGGCAUGAUCAUAAAUACCUACCUCUCCGGCACGGUCAUGUUCGUAUGCAUUGCGCAAAUCCCCCAACGCUUUAUCACGGUAAACGGCCUCUCUCCCCUCGCAGCCGCCGCCCGCCUCCUCACUUACGGCGCUUUCGUCCCAUUCGGUAGUGGUAUCGCUGGUGCGAUGAUGGGCAAGCCUAGGAUACCGCCAUGCUGGAUUAUUCUCGGGGGUUCCCUGAUGGAGAUUCUCGGUAUUGCGUUGCUGUCGCAGAUCGAUACUUCGUCGCACAUUGACGCUAGUCAGUAUGCGUUCCAGAUCAUCGCAGGUACGGGGACUGGUCUUGUCAACUCGGGGCUUAUCCUGCUUGUGCCGUAUGCGAUGGAUAAGAGGGAUUUGGCCGUUGGCUCAGCAGCUACAUCGCAGUUCCGCACCCUGGGCGGUCUAGUCGGCAUCGCUAUCGUUACAUCUAUCUCCACGCCCUAUAUCCGGACCCAUCUGACCGACAUCCUACCCUUGGAGCUUGCAGAGAGCCUGCUAGAAAGGACGGAGUUGGUGCAGACUCUUUCACCGGAAACGCUGGAGCAUGUGAGGAGGGUGUUUGGUGAAGCGUAUAAUCUGCAGGUCAAGGUUCUCAUUGGGUUUGCGGUCGCCAAAGUGCCGGUCACGGGUAUGAUGUGGACGAACUUGAGGGUGGAGAGUAAGUGAGCGGGCGAAGAUCGGCGCAGAGGUUGAGCGAUAAUGAUUACAUUUGACGAACACAUCAAAGUGUACUUUGCUGUAUCCUAAUGUCUUAUAUGGCCCCUGAGGUACUCAGUAGCUUCGGAUAGACAGGCCAUUGUGGCCAUGACAUCAUAUCCAUCCUCUACGUGGCUGUUCCCGCCGGAG
This is a messenger RNA of Alternaria rosae, 2276 nucleotides long. RefSeq names its product MFS multidrug transporter-like protein. The record is from RefSeq and is a predicted model, not a curated record. The transcript has 5 exons. Gene Ontology annotation, molecular function: transmembrane transporter activity. NCBI's taxonomy places the organism in Eukaryota, Fungi, Ascomycota, Dothideomycetes, Pleosporales, Pleosporaceae. Bases 435 to 2096 code for a protein of 553 amino acids. Gene Ontology annotation, biological process: transmembrane transport.